AUGUCUUUCCAUGCCGGACGAGGGUGUCCCCGUGGCCGCGGAGGAGCUGCCGUCAGGGCUUCGACGCAGACUUUUCGCCCCCAGAACUUGAGACAGCUCCAUCCUCAGCAGCCUUCAGUUCCGUAUCAGUACGACCAGCAACCUGUCACUCCGUCUGCCUAUCCGAGUCCUCCUGCCACAGGCUACGUGCCUCCUAGGCCAGAUUUCGUCCCUUAUCCGCCACCCAUCCCCCCGUCGCCCCAGAGCGCCAUCAGCCAAUGCCCCCUGAGGCCCCCCUUCCCUGGACACCAAGUGAGGCAAAAUUUCCCUCUCCCUCCUUGCUUCCCUCCGGCUCCACCCCCUGUCCCAAACCCUGGCAACCCCCCAGUUCCAGCAAACGCAGCUGGGCAAAACACGUUUCCGUACAUGAUGCCGCCCCCUUCCAUGCCGCACCCCCUGCCACCGCCAAUCAUUCCCCAGCAGGUUAAUUACCAGCCUGUGUACUCUCCUGCCUACCCACAGCAGACCUUUCCCCCUCCUAACUUUAACAAUUACCCGCAUAACACAAACUCUUACCAAGGCGGUGGCAACACAGACAGUGGUGGAAACCCCAAUGCUAAUUUCCGGCACGCGGGUCAGUAUCCGUUAGAGAAGUCCCCGAAUGAACGGAGGUCACCUGAGAGGGGGAAACACUAUGAAGAGCAUCGCCAUAGAGAGCACGGGCACGGGGAUCGCCAUCGGUCCACCAACCACCCCGAGCGGCGGGAUCGAGGGAGAAGCCCAGACCGAAGGCGGCAAGAAAGUAAUCGGCAUAGGUCGGAUUACAUCAGGGGAAGGACCCCGCCCCGCCACCGAAGUUAUGAAUGGUACAGGGACCGGCAGAGAGAACGACACCGUCACCGGGACACCCGACGGUCGCCUUCUGCAGAGAGAUCCUAUAGAAAAGAUCACAAGAGAACGGGAAGUCGGUCCCCCAGCCAAGACCGAAAGAGGCCUCGUUGGGAAGAGGACGCGGACCGGUGGUCCGAAAACGUCAGCAGAGAGAAGAGCUACACCUCCAUCAAAGACAAGGAGUCCGAAGAGGCAGCUACUGAAAAGAACGAGGAUGACGACGAGGAGCUGUUGAAGCCGGUGUGGGUUCGCUGCACCCAUUCGGAAAGCUACUACUCGAAUGACCCAAUGGAUCAAGUGGGAGAUUCCACUGUGGUUGGAACGAGCCGGUUGAGAGAUCUGUACGAAAAGUUUGAAGAAGAGCUUGGGAAGCGUCAGGCCAAGGCCAAAGCUGCCCGGCCACCGUGGGAGCCACCAAAGACCAAGCUAGAUGAAGAUGUGGGGAGCUCCAGCGAUUCUGAUUGCGAAUCCGAUGACGACAGCUGUUCCAGCAGUUCAGAUUCCGAAGUUUUUGACGUCAUUGCUGAAAUUAAGCGCAAGAAGGCUCACCCGGAUCGUCUGCAUGAGGAGCUGUGGUACAAUGACCCCGGACAGAUGAAUGAUGGACCUCUGUGCAAAUGCAGUGCUAAAGCCAGACGGACCGGGAUAAGACACGGCAUCUAUCCUGGGGAAGAGCCUAUUAAACCCUGUCGGCCCAUGACCAACAACGCUGGAAGGUUGUACCACUACCGCAUCACGGUGUCGCCUCCUACAAACUUCUUAACAGACAGACCAACUGUCAUAGAGUACGAUGACCAUGAAUACAUCUUUGAGGGUUUCUCCAUGUUUGCCCACACUCCGCUCACCAAUAUUCCUCUGUGUAAAGUCAUCAGAUUUAACAUCGAUUAUACAAUCCAUUUCAUUGAGGAGAUGACGCCCGAAAAUUUUUGUGUUAGAGGGCUGGAAUUGUUCUCUUCGUAUCUGUUCAAAGAUAUUCUAGAACUAUACGACUGGAAUCUUAUAGGUCCUCCAUCAGAAAACAAUGAUGCUUCAUGUCCCCGAUUUCACUUCAUGCCACGUUUCGUGAGGUUUCUUCCAGAUGGAGGGAAGGAGGUGCUGUCGGUGCAUCAGAUCCUGCUGUACUUGUUGCGAUGCAAUAAGUCACUGGUCCCGGAAGAGGAGAUUGCCAAUAUGCUGCAGUGGGAGGAGCUUGAGUGGCAGAAGUAUGCUGAAGAAUGCAAAGGGAUGAUAGUUACCAGCCCUGGCAUGAAACCCAGCUCCGUUCGUAUCGAUCAACUGGAUCGUGAGCAGUUCAACCCUGACGUGAUUACCUUCCCCAUCAUCGUCCACUUUGGGAUACGGCCUGCACAGCUCAGCUAUGCCGGAGACCCACAGUACCAAAAACUGUGGAAAAGCUAUGUGAAAUUGCGCCACCUGCUGGCUAACAGUCCAAAAGUGAAACAGGCCGAUAAACAGAAAUUAGUACAAAGGGAGGAAGCACUGCAGAAGAUUAGGCAGAAAAACACCAUGCGGCGUGAAGUCACUGUUGAGCUGAGCAGCCAAGGAUUCUGGAAAACUGGCAUUCGUUCCGAUGUCUGUCAGCAUGCCAUGAUGCUUCCAGUCCUGACUCACCACAUUCGCUACCACCAGUGUCUGAUGCAUUUGGAUAGACUGAUAGGUUAUACUUUUAAAGACCGGUGUUUAUUGCAGCUUGCCAUGACUCAUCCAAGCCAUCACUUAAACUUUGGGAUGAAUCCAGACCAUGCCAGGAAUUCCUUAUCAAACUGUGGCAUCCGGCAGCCCAAAUAUGGAGACAGAAAAGUCCAUCAUAUGCAUAUGAGGAAGAAAGGCAUAAAUACCUUGAUCAAUAUAAUGUCUCGACUUGGACAAGAUGACCCAGCUCCUUCCAGGAUUAAUCACAAUGAGCGUUUGGAAUUUUUGGGAGAUGCCGUAGUUGAAUUUUUGACUAGCGUCCACUUGUACUACCUAUUUCCAAGCUUAGAGGAAGGAGGAUUAGCCACAUACCGCACUGCCAUUGUUCAAAACCAGCAUCUUGCCAUGCUGGCUAAGAAACUGGAGCUGGAUCGAUUUAUGCUUUAUGCUCACGGGCCUGAUCUUUGCCGAGAAUCGGAUCUGCGCCACGCCAUGGCCAACUGCUUUGAAGCACUGAUAGGGGCAGUUUAUUUGGAAGGAAGUCUUGAAGAAGCCAAGCAUCUGUUUGGGCGCCUGCUCUUUAAUGACAAGGACCUGCGGGAAGUAUGGCUUAAUUACCCUCUACACCCUCUCCAACUGCAAGAAUCCAGUACAGACCGACAGCUGAUCGAGACCUCCCCUGUUCUCCAGAAACUGACUGAGUUUGAAGAUGCCAUUGGAGUGAUUUUUACUCAUGUUCGACUUCUGGCAAGAGCUUUCACUUUAAGGACUGUUGGAUUUAACCAUCUGACUCUAGGCCAUAAUCAGAGGAUGGAAUUUCUGGGUGAUUCCAUCAUGCAGUUAGUGGCGACAGAAUACUUAUUCAUACAUUUCCCUGAUCACCACGAAGGCCAUCUGACAUUAUUACGAAGCUCUCUGGUCAACAACAGGACGCAGGCCAAAGUGGCAGAAGAACUUGGCAUGCAGGAGUUUGCCAUCACCAAUGACAAGACGAAGCGGCCCGUGGCGUUGCGGACAAAGACGCUAGCAGAUCUUUUGGAAUCCUUUAUUGCUGCUCUUUACAUAGAUAAGGAUUUGGAAUUUGUCCACACCUUCAUGAAUGUCUGCUUUUUUCCACGACUGAAGGAAUUCAUUUUAAACCAGGACUGGAAUGACCCUAAAUCACAACUGCAGCAAUGCUGCUUAACUCUCAGAACGGAAGGGAAAGAGCCAGACAUCCCUCUGUAUAAGACGCUACAGACAGUGGGACCAUCUCAUGCCAGGACAUACACUGUAGCUGUUUAUUUCAAAGGAGAAAGAAUAGGAUGCGGUAAAGGACCAAGCAUUCAACAAGCCGAGAUGUGUGCAGCAAUGGAUGCCCUGGAAAAAUAUAACUUUCCCCAGAUGGCCCAUCAGAAGCGGUUCAUUGAACGGAAAUAUAGGCAAGAGCUUAAAGAAAUGAGAUGGGAAAGAGAACAUCAGGAAAGAGAGCUGGAGGAGACGGAAGACAUAAGGAAAUAAGUGGUGACUACAGAA
Molecule: messenger RNA, 4017 nt
Organism: Euleptes europaea (tarantolino)
Lineage: Eukaryota; Metazoa; Chordata; Lepidosauria; Squamata; Sphaerodactylidae
Gene: DROSHA
Product: drosha ribonuclease III
Exons: 31
Coding region: 1-4002 (1333 amino acids)
Biological process (GO): regulation of gene expression; primary miRNA processing; pre-miRNA processing
Cellular component (GO): nucleus
Molecular function (GO): double-stranded RNA binding; ribonuclease III activity
Source: RefSeq, a predicted model, not a curated record